Molecule: messenger RNA, 2926 nt
Organism: Brachypodium distachyon (stiff brome)
Lineage: Eukaryota; Viridiplantae; Streptophyta; Magnoliopsida; Poales; Poaceae
Product: ent-kaur-16-ene synthase, chloroplastic
Exons: 14
Coding region: 149-2725 (858 amino acids)
Biological process (GO): diterpenoid biosynthetic process
Molecular function (GO): terpene synthase activity; magnesium ion binding
Source: RefSeq, a predicted model, not a curated record
CGCAGCAACUGCGCCGCCGCCACCUUUCCUCACUUCAGUUCUGCCGUUCCGCGGCCUUUUCCCCUUGGCCACUUUCCAGUUCCGUCGACGGCGACGGCGGGCGGCCGUGGCACCGGGCGACCGAUUUCUCUCUCCCCUCCCCUUCACCAUGUCGGGCCCCAAAGUGUCCGUGGCCCGUUCCGCGCCCCCGGCGCCUCGCGGCCACACCCUCCUCCUCCUCCCGGCGGCUCCCACGUUCGCGACGAGGUUUCGCUCCGGUCGUCAUCGUCGCCUCACGACUGCGCGCGCCGCAGGGGUUUCCCCCGCCGACCCACGCCGGUUCGGAUCAUUCUCCGGUAGUCGUCACCGUCCUUCUCCGCUCCAUUGGAUUUGCGAGGAGGAUCGGGGGAUUUCUCCGUGUUCUGCAUGUGUUGGGACGAGGUUGGUAGAAGAAAAUGCAAGCCUGCAAAACGUGCAUACAAAGGGGUGGAAGGAUAGAAUAAGGAAGCAGCUCCAGAAAGUCGAAUUAUCACCAUCUUCAUACGACACGGCAUGGGUGGCUAUGGUGCCCUCGCCGGGUUCACCUCAGGCUCCACACUUCCCUCAGUGUGUUGAAUGGAUACUGCAAAACCAGCAGGGCGAUGGAUUCUGGGGUAUCAAUGAAUUUGGCUCAUCAGUCAACAAGGAUAUUCUCUUAUCCACACUGGCAUGUGUUCUUGCGCUUAAGAAAUGGAGUAUUGGCCAGGAGCACAUAAGGAGAGGACUACAUUUUAUUGGAAGAAAUUUCUCCACUGUUAUGGAUGAGCAGAUUGCUGCUCCUGUAGGCUUCAGCAUCAUUUUUCCUGGCAUGAUUAGCCUUGCCAUUGAGAUGGGUUUGGAGUUUCCUGUUACACAAACUGAUAUUGAUGGGCUUCUUCACCUUCAGGAGAUGGAAUUGAAAAGGCAGGCUGGGGAGAAAUCUUAUGGGGGUGAAGCUUAUAUGGCCUAUGUUGCUGAAGGAUUAGGAAACCUGCUGGACUGGAAUGCAGUUAUGAAGUUUCAGAGGAAGAAUGGAUCGUUGUUCAAUUCUCCUUCCACGACUGCUGCUGUGUUAGUCCACAAUCAUGAUGAUAAAGCCCUUGAGUACCUAAGUUUGCUUGUCAGUGAAUUUGGUGGUGCAGUACCAACAGUGUACCCACUAAAUAUAUACUGCCAGCUUUCGAUGGUGGAUUUACUUGAAAAGAUCGGAAUUUCUCAGCAUUUUUCUAACGAGAUAAAGAGCAUCCUAGACAUGACAUAUCGUUUAUGGUUACAGAGAGACGAGGAAAUCAUGCUGGAUAUAGCAACAUGCGCAAUGGCGUUUCGCCUUUUACGUAUGAAUGGAUAUGAUGUAUCUUCAGAUGGACUAUCUCAUUUUGCCAAAGCCUCCACUUUCCAUAAUUCACUUCAUGGGUAUUUAAAUGAUAGAAAAUCUAUAUUGGAAUUAUACAAGGCUUCAAAAGUCAGUUUAUCGGAAAAUGAUUUGAUCCUAGAUAACAUAGGCUACUGGUCUGGGAGCCUAUUGACGCAAAAGCUGUGCUCUGACGGUGAUAGGUCGCGGCGGAUUACAAUAUAUGGAGAGACGGAGUAUGCUCUUAAGUUUCCCUUCUAUGCCACACUAGAACGUCUUGACCACAAGAGGAACAUUGAACAUUUUGAUGCUCAAGGUUCUCACAUGCUGAAAACAGAAUAUUCGCCAUGUCCUGUGAACCAAGAGCUCUUAUCUUUGGCCACUGCAGAUUUCACCUUUUCGCAAUCUAUCUACCAGGAUGAACUUUUGGAUCUUGAUAGUUGGGUGAAAGAGAACAUGCUGGACCAGCUACAAUUUGCUAGACAGAAGUUGACAUAUUGUUAUCUCUCUGCUGCUGCUACUAUAUUUCCUCCUGAAUUGUCUGAUGCUCGUAUAUCGUGGGCCAAAAAUGGGGUGCUCACAACUGUUGUUGAUGACUUCUUCGAUGUUGGAGGAUCAAAAGAAGAACUUGAAAACCUCAUAGCAUUAGUUGAGAAGUGGCAUGAGCACCACGAAGAUGAGUUCUACUCUGAGCAAGUAAAAAUAGUAUUUUCUGCUCUCUAUACCACAGUGAACCAGCUUGGGUCAAUGGCUUCUGCAGUACAAAACCGCUGUGUUACAAAUCACCUGAUAGAAGUUUGGCUACAGCUAUUGAGGUCUAUGAUGACUGAGGCAGAAUGGCAGAGGAGCCAAUAUGUGCCAACGAUGGAGGAAUACAUGAUGAAUGGAGUUGUUUCAUUCGCACUGGGGCCGAUUGUGCUCCCAGCAUUGUAUUUUGUUGGGGAAAAGCUGUUGGACAGUGUUGUCAAAGAUCAAGAGUACAGUGAGUUGUUUAGGCUAAUGAGUACCUGUGGCCGUUUUCUGAAUGACAGCCAAGGCUUUGAGCGGGAGGGCAGCGAGGGGAAACUGAAUAGCGUUUCACUACUCGUUCUUCACAGUGGCGGUUCUAUGUCAAUAGAAGCGUCCAAGGAGGCAAUACAGAAGUCCAUAGUCACUUCUAGGAGAGACCUGCUAAGAUUGGUCCUUAAGGAAGACACGGUUGUUCCUAAGCCAUGCAAGGAGCUGUUCUGGAAGAUGUGCAAGAUACUAAACGUGUUCUACUUUCAGACUGAUGGAUUCAGCUCUCCAAAGGAAAUGGCCAGCGCAGUGAAUGCAGUUAUCCACGAGCCACUCAAACUCAACGCUAUGAAUCCACCUGUGACUGUUUCGUCAGAAUAACAAUUUAACAAUUUCCUGUGUUUGGUCGUGUUCAUAUGGGGCAGAUCGCAGAUGUAAAGAUUACCGAUUUCAUCAGAAUAACUUUUGAUACUGUAAACGGGUUGAUGUAAAGAUUGAGGCAGGCUCAAGGUUAAAAAAAACUGCGUGCGUUGUGACUAUGAAAGUUCAAUGCUAUCUCUUAAUGAUUUUAUUUAUACUGAA